AGGAUGAGGAGGACGUAAGAGCUUCAAGCGAUUUGGGCUCGGAGUCCAAAGCUGUGGUGCAAGUUGUCGACGCUGGCGCCUAGCGCGCGGCCUGGCAUGGUUCUCAAGACGAGACUCACCGAGAUGUUGGGCAUCCAGCACCCCAUCAUCCAGGGUGGCAUGCAGUACGUGGGGUACGCCGAGAUGGCGUCCGCGGUCUCGAAUGCCGGAGGGCUUGGUGUCCUCACGGGCCUCACGCAGCCCUCGCCAGAGGACCUGCGCGCGGAGAUCCGCCGAUGCCGGGAGAUGACCAGCAAGCCUUUCGGCGUGAACCUUACCAUUCUACCAGCACUCAUUCCAGCGGACUACGACGGCUACGUCGACGUAGUCGCAGAGGAGCGAGUGGCCUUGCUGGAAGUUGCGGGCGCUUCCCCGAAAAAGUAUAUGAAACAGCUGCACGCGGCUGGCGUCAAGGUGCUCCACAAGUCAGCAACGCUGCGGCACGCGCUGAAAGCGCAGGAGGCCGGCGUGGACCUGAUCGAGAUAGUCGGGUACGAGGCCUCCAUCGCUGGAGGACAGCCUGGCGACGAGGUGGGCCUUUGGGUUGUGUUGCCCAGGGCUGUGCCGCUGCUGUCCGUGCCUGUCAUCGCCAGCGGCGCGUCCGCGACGGGGCGGCAGCUCGCGGCUGCCUUGAGCAUGGGGGUGCCGGCGGCCACCUGCGUCUGUGCGACGCUUUCGCCACUGGCGGUGGUUGGAGGUGUUUGCCUGUUGGCGCUGAUCAUCGUCGGAGCGCACCUCCUCGGCGCCGUGUGGGGCCUGCCCACGCGAGUGGCGUCGCGCCUGGGCUCGAGGUGUGAGCCCGCGAUCGCCGUCGAGACACCGCAGCUGAUGUUCGAGGAGCAGGCGAGGGUGUAA
Molecule: messenger RNA, 894 nt
Organism: Prorocentrum cordatum
Lineage: Eukaryota; Dinophyceae; Prorocentrales; Prorocentraceae
Source: the annotation of a GenBank genome assembly